Brassicogethes aeneus is the source of this 701-nucleotide messenger RNA. The record is from the annotation of a GenBank genome assembly. NCBI's taxonomy places the organism in Eukaryota, Metazoa, Arthropoda, Insecta, Coleoptera, Nitidulidae.
CAUUAAACACGUUAACAUGGCGCCUAAAUUGUACAUGGUCCCACCCAGCCCUCCAGUGAGAUCUGUCUUAAUGACAGCUAAGGCUUUAGACUUGAAUUUAGAUUUAAUACAUGUUGAUUUAAAAAAAAAGGAAAAUAUGAAACCAGAAUUUUUAAAACUUAACCCCUCACACACGGUACCAGUUUUGGAUGAUGAUGGUUUUAUAUUGGCAGACAGUCACGCUAUAAUAAUAUAUUUAAUUGAGAAAUACGGAAAAGACAGCAAUUUAUACCCAAAGGACAUCAAGAAGCGUGCCAUCGUAAACCAUAGACUUCAUUUUGAUAAUGGAACUCUUUUUUCUAGAUUGGUAGCCAUGGUAAAACCCCUUCUUUUCAACAACGAAAAAUCCAUUUCCCAAGAAAAAAUUGAUGGCGUUUUAGAGGCAUACAAAAUUUUGGAAACUUUUUUACAAAGUGCGCCGUGGAUGGCUGGUCAAAAAAUGACGGUGGCGGAUUUAGCAAUUCUUGCAUCCGUUACAAGUUUGAAUGCAGUGAUUCCCAUUAAAGAAAAGGAAUGUCCAAAACUUGUUUCUUGGAUUAAAAACAUGGAAGCAUUACCCUUCUACUCUGCUAACAAGGAAGGACUUAAUAUAUUUGCUGUCGCCAUAAAGCCAUUUUUGGGAUAAUAUUACAACCUACAAUCUAAAAUAUUACCUUUUAUAA